This is a messenger RNA of Varanus komodoensis (Komodo dragon), 846 nucleotides long. Its product is annotated as epididymal sperm-binding protein 1-like. The coding region runs from base 1 to 846 and encodes 281 amino acids. The transcript has 6 exons. The record is from RefSeq and is a predicted model, not a curated record. Gene Ontology annotation, molecular function: heparin binding. Gene Ontology annotation, cellular component: cell surface. Lineage: Eukaryota; Metazoa; Chordata; Lepidosauria; Squamata; Varanidae.
AUGGGGCCAAAGGACUUUGAACAUACAAAGGAUGCCAAAGGACACAGUCUAGCAGGAGCUUAUUCUUCUGAAUUGGAAAUUCCAUUGCCCUGUGUUUUCCCAUUUACUUACAAACAGAAAGUCUACUCUUCAUGCACUAAGGAUGAUUCUUCUGAUGGACAACCGUGGUGUGCCACAACCUCCAAUUAUGAUGAAGAUCAGCAAUGGAGGUCUUGUGUCCUUAAUGAGUAUGGUGGCAAUUCUGGUGGGAAAGUCUGUGUGUUUCCCUUCGUCUACAAGUCUCGGACCUUCUACACUUGUACAAACGAAGAUGCUGAACUUGGGAGAUUUUGGUGUGCCACAACGGGGAGCUUUGACAAUGAUAAAGAAUGGAGCUACUGUGCCGAUACUAGAUUAAGGGCAAAUUCCCAGGGGCCAUGUGUCUUCCCUUUCCGCUACCGGGAAAAGCAAUACUCUUCAUGCACAACAGCUGGGGACUCUGGGGGAAAACUUUGGUGCUCUCUCACGAGCAACUAUGAUGUAGACCGCAAAUGGGCAUACUGUAAUCCUUCAGAACACCGUCCCUGCAUCUUUCCUUUCAUUUACAAGGAGAAAUUGUACUUCAAAUGUACGCGUGAAGGAGCUGCUGAUAACACCCUUUGGUGUAGCACAACCUCUAACUAUGACGUGGAUGGUAAAUGGAAGGCGUGUUCCACUCAAGGGAAAUUUUGGGCAAAUAGGUGCAAAUUCACAAAGGUACCUAUAGAGACUUUUGGAAGUGCACAUCUCUGUGAUGUUAGACUUUCAGAUGGAAGCCCAAGUUCAAGAAAUUUCAAAAGUGUGCUUGAGAAUUCUGUUCCUGCUUGA